Molecule: messenger RNA, 2790 nt
Organism: Clonostachys byssicola
Lineage: Eukaryota; Fungi; Ascomycota; Sordariomycetes; Hypocreales; Bionectriaceae
Source: the annotation of a GenBank genome assembly
AUGGCUCUUAUGCUCGCACCCUACAACAGCGCCAUGCGCUUGGGCAUGGGCUUCAAUUCCUAUACCCAGUCCCUCUGCGUCAAUGAUGUUGUUCGGAAGCCUGGAAGCGUACCAGCUACCGAAAAUGACUUGCGAGCCGCAAAGUUGACUGGCAAGGCAGAUGCUGCCAACACGUCACCCAAGCAACUGACUGCAGGCAGCUCGCAACAGCAAUACCCUCAGGCUGUCCUAGAUGGGGCCAAUGGUAGUGUGACAAGAACCUUUACAGAUGGACAAAAGGAAGUCAGUCAGGUCGUCACUUGGACUGCAGAAUUCAUUGAAAACAGCUCAGAUGUACUCAAAAAGCUGGAAGUGAGCGGUGCACUGAGUAUCAAAAUGGCUGGUCUCGGUUCACUCUCUGGCAAGGCGUCGUUUGUUGACUCAAGCGACAUCAGAACAGCUGAUAUAAAUUACCUCAUCCAUGUCAAGGUUGUGAACCAACGUUUAAUCGGUGAUAAUAUCACAGAGUUCACCCCAAUCCCGUACAUCUCAGAGGGGCAAUUCACUGAAAUAUAUGGAGACUGCUUUGUCUCAGGGUUUAUUGAGGGUGGUGAGUUUGACGCCAUCGUUUCCAUCACCACUGCCGAUACCCUGAAGAAGAUGCAUAUUGGCGGCGGACUUGAGCUGUCUGCAGUUAUUAGCGGCAUUGAAGUUUCGGGAAAGGUCGAGGGCGCAAAGGAUGACAAUUCAACACUGAAGAAUGCCAAAACUAAUAUUAAAGUCACCUGGUCUGGCGGUGGUGAUAUUCGAGAUGACAACAUCAAGGAAUGGAACUUACAAACCUUGAAGGAGGUUGCUAUGAGUUUUCCGGAUGCUGUAGCAGCCUGUGACGCUAUCUUGACCAAGUAUACUUCUUUGCGAAGUUUCCAUGAACAAAUCAGAAAGGGGUCACCCCUGGAUUAUGAGAAUGCUGGCGUUUAUACGGCAGCUUUAUAUGAUGCAUAUACUGACUACAAAAUGAUAUGGGGCGAAAUCCAGAUUAUGAUUCAGAAACUGAACUUGCAAGAGAUUCAAUUAUACAUUAGAGAAGCUUCUCCUAGCCUGAAAAGGUAUGCUGCCAUGAUCGCCGAAACUCAACUGAAGAAAGAAGCAGCCUAUAAAACUGCUAUCGAGGAAAGGAAAGCCAAUGAAGAUUUAAAUGCGUUGGUGCGCAUGGCGGGAGGAAAUCAGCAGCCCGCAAAGCCAAUUGACAAGCCACUGCCAGCAAAUGCUGUUCAACCUUACGAUCCUGAUGUAUUUGGGUUGGAGGUCGCGGCUAGUGAUUGCCGAUUCGAGAUGAUCAAGAUUGUUCGAGAGGUGGACGCGGUCACAAGAGAUCCCCAAGUGGCCUGUGAUCCUUCCCGUACUGGUCAAUAUCUGAGCCCCAGCGUGUUUAGAUUGCUCGUCCCAUCUACGAAUGAUAUUCGUUUACCUACUCUGGAGGAAUGGCAGGGUACACAGCAGGAGCUCAAGGACUCUCAGAAAGCGGCGAAAGAGAAGAGUGACCAUAUCAAUGAACUGAAAAAGAAAUUGGAAGCUACUCUAAUUACGCCCAGGAGACACGAGACCCAGGAAAAUAGCAAUCUUGUUGCUAAUUCCGCCAAUGACACUCCUGAGAUGCACCCCAGUACCAGAAGUUCCGUAUCACAACUCUCUUACAGGGCAGAUGAGUACCGAAUGCAGAGCUUAUUGAAAGACAAGAACAGUAUUUCAACUGGCGCUACAUUCUUCAAUGAUUUGGAACAUUUGGAGCCCGGUGCCAGGCCUAGCGAGCUGAGACUGUGGCGAACUGAUAAAAUCGAAGGCCUCAGUAUCGUCUACACAACAAGCAAAGAAAUAUCUCACGGGAGGAGGGAGGGCAACCCUCAACAUGUGCUGCAGCUUGAAUACGACGAGGUCAUUACCGAGCUCGAAGUAUACAUCUUCAAGGGCGACGAGAACAAGCUAUCCGUCCAAGGCAUGGCUGUGGCAACAUCAAAGUGCAACAUCCUUACAAGCGGUGCUAAAGCUGGUUGCACAGUCCACAGUUUCUCGCUGACAGAUCUCCGCCAAUGGUCAUUCCGUGGAUUCUUCGGCUUCACGUUUGACGAUGGCUUUGAAGAUUUGGGCAUCGUCUGGGGCAAGGAUAUACUCAAGGUAGCUACUGCUACAGUCCAAGCACCCACAGCCAAAAAUUUCCUUGGGCUGGGCCCGUCGCUUCAGGAAAAGACAAAGCAGGCCUUGUCUGGAACCAGUCCUGCGGAGCACUUCUACUUGGGCGAUUGUGUCAGCACUGAAUCUCAACCUACACCGACUGGAAGUAAUAGCUUCAGUGCACUGGACACGAUUGUUGGAACCUCAAAGAUCACCAAGCUUUCUUUCAGCGCCUCGGCAGGUAGACUUAGCGGCCUCAAGGUUGAGUAUAGCGACAGCAAGCAACUAGUCCAUGGUGCCUAUACCGAGGAGAGAGAAGUCUGGAACUGCCAGUUGAGGGGUCCUAUCAUCGCGGCCAAGGUGACCUCGGGUAAAACCCUGGCCGUACCUGAGCCGUUCAUAGAUACUGUUGAAUUGGUCUGUGGCGAUGAGACUGGCCAACUACCCUUGUGGCCACUGGAUGUGUCUACAAUUCGGUAUCUUGGUGACCACACUGAAGAGGACAGACUGGAAGUUGUCUCUAAGCUGGUAGAGCAGGCACCAACCCUUAACCGCGCGAAUUGGACUCUACGCGGCUUCUACGGCGAGGAGAGUGCCGGGCUGAUUACUAGGUUAGGACUGAUUUGGGGAUGCGCAUGA